This is a messenger RNA of Nicotiana tabacum (common tobacco), 1049 nucleotides long. RefSeq lists its product as uncharacterized. The record is from RefSeq and is a predicted model, not a curated record. Lineage: Eukaryota; Viridiplantae; Streptophyta; Magnoliopsida; Solanales; Solanaceae.
AAUGUAAACGAAAUAAAAAGGCAACUGUUAAACAACGCGCGAACUGCUCCUCAGCCUUCUUCUUCACCUCUCGUGUAAUUCUCUUCUUAAGCUUAUGUCGCACACAAAAGUAAAGAAUAAUAUGUAUAGGCAACGAUGCAUCAUUGUUUAAAUCCUACAAUUCUCAUUGUAUUUAUUUUGUGUAGCUCCCUUUUUCUCAGAUGGCUUCCAGGAUUAGUCAUAGCGGCAGUUGUUACACUUGAUUCGAUCGAAAUAUAUAAGAAACAUGAAUUAUUCGGAUCGAAACCAACAGUAUUUUUCCAGUGUAAAGGGGAGAACAAAACAAUUUUGCCAGAUGUGAAGAAAAAACAUGUCUUGUAUAUUUUCAAGGGCGAAGAGUCUUGGCAGCCUUUGACAGAGCUUACAGAUAAAAAGUGCAAACGAUGCGGAAUCUAUGAGAAGGACACAAUAAAGCCUGAUGAUACUUUUGAUGAGUGGGAGUUAUGUGCUUCUGAUUUUACUAAUCUUGAUGGGAAGUAUGUUCAUUUCUUAAAGAAAGAGCUCAAUGCCACAUUUUUGUGCCCAGAGUGUGUCCCUCGUGGUGGUGCUUCUAAUCACUCACCUGACUCACAAAAAGGGGGAAAGAGAAUGCACUGGGCUCUAGUGCUGCUUAUUUGUGCUUUAGCGUCAACUGUUUUAGUUCUUGGAGCAGUCACUGUUUACAAAUAUUGGAAGCGAAAGAAGAGGCAGCAAGAGCAAGCUCGUUUCUUGAAGCUGUUUGAAGAGGACGAUGACAUGGAGGACGAAUUAGGGAUUGGGCCACUUAGUCAUGUUAUUUAGAAAAAUAGCAUCUUUUUUUAUGUCAUAUCCAACAUACAUGUAAAUGCUUGACGUAGUUGUAGACUAUAACUUGAAGGGGUAAUUUACUGUAAGAGAAUGUAGCAAAUGUAGAUAGUACCGUGAGCUUGGAAGUAUGUGACCACUGGGGAGUUAUGAGACUGUAUGCCUUUUGAAUAGAAGAUAUUAUUCUUUACAACUGAGCUUCACUAUGUAAUUUCAUUUCAUUAUUA